Messenger RNA from Helobdella robusta, 1728 nucleotides. RefSeq lists its product as hypothetical. The record is from RefSeq and is a predicted model, not a curated record. Gene Ontology annotation, cellular component: apical junction complex; cell cortex; adherens junction. Gene Ontology annotation, biological process: establishment or maintenance of epithelial cell apical/basal polarity; microtubule cytoskeleton organization; cell adhesion. The transcript is spliced from 6 exons. The coding region runs from base 1 to 1728 and encodes 575 amino acids. Gene Ontology annotation, molecular function: phosphatidylinositol binding. Lineage: Eukaryota; Metazoa; Annelida; Clitellata; Rhynchobdellida; Glossiphoniidae.
AUGCCAAACAUUCGAGUAGUAGAACAUUACUAUCGCAAUGAUGAUGAUGAGGAGGAGAAUAACGAUGAUGGUAUGUCAAAAUUCUACGCGGCUGUGCCGCAGACAAAAGAGUAUUGGCGGGAAAAUUACGAAAAAUUUAUGCUUUUGCUGAGCGUUCAGAAAAACAGAAACAGCAACAACAACAACAACAACAUUAAUAAUAAUAAUGAUAACAAAAAUAAAAACAACAACAGCAAUAAUAACAACAACAAUACCACCAACAACAAUAACAAUAGUAAUAAUAACACACGCCUUAGCCGAUUUUUCCUCAAACCACCUCGAGUUACACAAGAAGAAACGAAAAUCUCUGAAAAUGAUUUAUCGAACUUUGGCGGAGUUUUUUCAAAAAGUUUUAACGACACCGCCGACUUGAACAAACUUGAAAAAUAUGUAAAUAAUUCAGCCGAUUUGCAUCAGAAAUAUCACGUCAACAAUGCAAGCAACAACAACAACAUGUACAAUAACAACAACUACAAUCUCAACAACAUGUACAACAACAACAUGUACAAUAACAACAACUACAAUCUCAACAACAUGUACAACUACAACAACACUGCAGCCAACAAUCGAGACAUAAUUUUCUACAAACACACAACGACAACAACAACGUCAAAGACAACUACCCAACAACAUCGAGUCUACCAACAACCAAACCACCGUCACAACAAUACACACACGCAACAUCAACAGCAUAGAAUAAUUUACUUUCCAACACUGAAACCAAUCCUAACUCAACUUUCUUCAAACAAUUUACAUUCCAACGAAAAAUUAUUGCCGCAACACUUGAAACAACAACAUUUGCAAACUCAACGACAACAACAGCAACAACAACAACAACAGCAGCAACAACAACAACAGCAACAACAUCAACAACAACAACAUUAUCCAGAACUUUCAAAUGCAAAACAUCUACAACUACAUACACAAACACAAAAACAAAGUACAACUCAACAACAACACAUACAACAACAACUGAGACAAAACGCAUCAAAAAUUUCAUCCACGCCAAAUUUGAAACUUCUCUCCAUCCUACCGACCACAAUAAGUUGUGUGGUCGUGUGUGGCCAGCCACCGAUAGACGUGCACAUUUUUAUGGGUAAUAAGUCGCUUGCUGGCCAUGUCGACAUUGAUACAAUCGUUGAUACUACAUCGGGUGAUGUUGGUAUGCGUAACGUAAUAUACACAACGGAAGUGACGUUGGUAGACUAUCACGUGACACCGGAAGACGAUUUAAAGUCUUUGGUCUGUCAAGCGGAAGUGGCUGGUUACGAUCCUGUGUCUUCCAUUGUUUAUGUUGACGUUCAAUAUCCUCCUGUGAUAACUUGUAGACUGAUAUUAACGACAAACAACACCAACAACAACAUUACUGACACCAACAACAACGAUAAAAACAUCAACUCUAAAAACAUCAACAACUACAACAGCAAUAACAUGAAAGAUAUCAACAAGAUAAAACCAACCGGCAAAAAUAACAUGAAAAACAUCAACAACGUCAAAAAAAUCAAGCAAAAAAGCAGGGAAAAUAAUAACAACAACAACAGCAGCAGCAACAACAAAAGCAACAACUACAACAAAACAAUAGCAAUGAUAAUAUGCUUGGUCAAUUCAAAACCCGAACCAAGGAAGUAUGCGUUCAUACUGGACAGCAAUGCCGUAAGCUCCUAUCCCGUGGUAAAAAUUUCAGCUUGA